AUGAAGAUUUUUUUCCGCUACCAGACAUUUAGACUCAUCUGGCUCACCAAGCCACCUGGCCGACACUUUCACAAAAAUCACAGGCUUUGGACGCCUCUGACUCUUGCUGACUUUGAAGCCAUAAAUCGCUGUAACAAGCCAUUGCCUAAAAACUUUAACUUUGCUGCAGACGUGCUGGACCAGUGGUCCCAAAAGGAGAAGACAGGGGAGAGACCAGCUAACCCAGCCCUGUGGUGGGUGAAUGGCAAAGGGGAUGAGGUAAAAUGGAGCUUCAGAGAACUGGGCUCCUUGUCCCGAAAAGCUGCCAACGUGCUCACCAAGCCCUGUGGCCUGCAGAGAGGAGACCGUGUGGCUGUGAUUCUGCCCCGAAUCCCUGAGUGGUGGCUGGUCAAUGUAGCUUGCAUACGAACAGGGAUCGUCUUCAUGCCGGGAACAAUCCAGCUGACAGCAAAAGACAUCCUCUACCGGCUGCGAGCAUCCAAGGCCAAGUGCAUUGUGGCCAGUGAGGAGGUGGCCCCAGCGGUGGAGUCCAUUGCAUUGGAGUGUCCUGACCUUAAGACAAAACUCCUGGUGUCUCCACAAAGCCGGAACGGGUGGCUCAGCUUCCAGGAGUUAUUUCAAUUCGCCUCUGAAGAGCACAGCUGUGUGGAAACAGGAAGUCAAGAACCAAUGACCAUUUAUUUCACCAGUGGGACCACAGGCUGUCCUAAAAUGGCCCAGCACUCUCAGAGCAGCCUCGGCAUUGGGUUCACCCUCUGCGGAAGGUAUUGGCUGGACUUGAAGUCUUCAGAUAUCAUAUGGAAUAUUUCUGACACGGGCUGGGUCAAGGCCGCCAUUGGCAGUGUGUUUUCUUCCUGGCUGUGUGGAGCCUGUGUUUUUGUGCAUCGAAUGGCACAGUUUGACACUGACACCUUCCUAGACACGCUCACCACUUAUCCCAUCACGACCCUGUGCAGUCCUCCCACCGUGUACCGGAUGCUCGUGCAAAAAGACCUGAAGAGAUAUAAAUUCAAGAGUCUGUGGCACUGCUUGACCGGAGGGGAGCCACUCAACCCAGAAGUGCUGGAGCAGUGGAGGGCACAAACUGGGUUGGAGCUAUAUGAGGGCUACGGACAGACGGAAGUGGGAAUAAUUUGUGCCAAUCAGAAAGGCCAAGAAAUUAAAGCAGGUUCAAUGGGGAAAGGAAUGCUGCCCUAUGAUGUCCAGAUUAUAGAUGAAAAUGGCAAUGUUCUACCACCUGGCAAAGAAGGGGAAAUUGCCCUCAGACUCAAAUCUACACGGCCCUUCUGUUUCUUCUCUGAAUAUGUGGACAAUCCACAGAAAACUGCUGCCACGAUAAGAGGAGAUUUUUAUGUCACUGGAGACAGAGGAGUGAUGGACAGUGAUGGGUAUUUCUGGUUUGUCGGCAGAGCUGAUGAUGUCAUUAUAUCCUCUGGGUACCGUAUUGGGCCAUUCGAAGUGGAGAGUGCACUCAUUGAGCACCCAGCAGUUGUUGAAUCGGCUGUUGUCAGUAGUCCAGAUCAAAUCCGAGGAGAGGUGGUAAAAGCUUUUGUUGUCUUAGCUGCACCCUUUAAGUCCUACAACCCAGAGAAAUUAACUCUUGAGCUUCAGGAUCAUGUGAAAAAAUCAACUGCACCUUACAAAUAUCCAAGAAAGGUGGAAUUUGUUCAAGAACUCCCAAAGACAAUCACUGGGAAAAUCAAACGCAACGUUUUAAGAGACCAAGAAUGGAGACGAAGAUAG
Nomascus leucogenys (northern white-cheeked gibbon) is the source of this 1743-nucleotide messenger RNA. RefSeq names its product acyl-CoA synthetase medium chain family member 4 (gene ACSM4). NCBI's taxonomy places the organism in Eukaryota, Metazoa, Chordata, Mammalia, Primates, Hylobatidae. Gene Ontology annotation, cellular component: mitochondrial matrix. The record is from RefSeq and is a predicted model, not a curated record. Gene Ontology annotation, molecular function: fatty acid ligase activity; fatty-acyl-CoA synthase activity. Gene Ontology annotation, biological process: acyl-CoA metabolic process; fatty acid biosynthetic process.